Cariama cristata (Red-legged seriema) is the source of this 171-nucleotide messenger RNA. It is a transcript of the gene IFITM5, whose product is annotated as interferon induced transmembrane protein 5. The transcript has a single exon. The record is from RefSeq and is a predicted model, not a curated record. Lineage: Eukaryota; Metazoa; Chordata; Aves; Cariamiformes; Cariamidae. The annotation marks the transcript as partial. Gene Ontology annotation, cellular component: plasma membrane. Gene Ontology annotation, biological process: bone morphogenesis; bone mineralization.
AUGGACACCUCCUACCCACGGGAGGACUACCUGCCCACGGGGUCCCACAAGCGGGGCCCGUCUCACACCGUCUCCCCACCGCCACGCGACCACCUCGUCUGGUCCAUCUUCAACACCAUCUACAUGAACUUCUGCUGUCUCGGCUUCGUGGCGCUCGCCUUCUCCGUCAAG